CGGGUGGGAAGGAAGAGCAGGACCGAUGGGAAUCUGCUUUACCGGUUAUAAAAUAUCAUUAUAAAACGUCGAGCUCGUCGGCAGCCGGCUAUCAGUCUAUAACUAUACAGUCCGCGGACAUCAAAAUAUUAUGCGCAUUUUCAACAUGGAGUGUUUAAAGAUGUGCGUCGUCGUGGGUUUGGCGCUGACCGCUGCACCGGGUCGGCCCGCGGAUGCAGCACCGCCACGGGCCGGUGCUCACAUCUACCAACAACACAAACGGAGCCCCGCCGAUCCGGACUUGGACUUUACUUCUGCGCUGUCGACGAACUUCGGUGAUUUCAGUCCGUCUUCAACGUUGCCGGAUUUCAGUUACGGUUCCGGUUUCCCGUCCACCGGAGCAGGCUUCGGGUUCGACGAUGUGCCCAGCGGCUUACUGCAUUUAUCUCACCCAUACGCCGGCACUACGUUUGGCUCCGGAUUCGACUCGAUAGGUUAUCCAUUUUCUGAGUCCACGCUUAACCAGCUUCAAUUCAAAAGUACACUUGGUUCCGGUUCAUCACUCUCGCUUCCGGUCGAUAUAAAGUAUAAUCCAAAGGUCAGCAAUGCCGAUCUUCAGCAAUCCCGUUUCUACGGACUUCCAGCUACCGAGUCCGUGAAACCGACUGGUCAAAGGGCAGUUCCGCUGCAACAGACUGGACCUAAUGUGCAGCGAGUUCCAGCGGAGUCAUUUAACUCCGCUCUUGGCUCAUUUGCUCCACUGCAACAAUCAUAUCCUACAGGCACCGCAUCUGUACCACAAAAGCAGUUGUAUACGGCUGCAAUAUCUGUGCCAUUUCAGCAGUCAUACCCGUCCACUGCAUCUGUUACCCUACCACAGUCGUAUCCGGCUUCCAAAUCUAUACCACAACAACAGUCAUAUUCGGCUUCAAUAUCUGUGCCACAACAACAGUCAUAUUCGGCUUCAAUAUCUGCGCCACAACAACAGUCAUAUUCGGCUUCAAUAUCUGCGCCACAACAACAGUCAUAUUCAGCCAUCUCGUCUGCUCCACAGCAACAGUCAUACCCAGCCACUGUAUCUGCUCCACAGCAACAAUCGUAUGUAACUGCAAUAACUGCACCAAUACAACAGUCAUAUCCAGCCUCAGCAUCUGUACAACAGCAACAACAGUAUCCGGCCGCUGAAUCUGUACCACAGCAACAGUCAUAUCCAACUUCCCUAUCUAUACCUCAACAACAAUCGUAUUCUUCUGCAAUUUCUGUCCCGUUUCAACAGUCAUUUUCGACCAUCGUGUCUGCUCCACAGCAACAAUCAUAUUCGGCUUCUGUACCUGUACAACAGCAACAGUCGUAUCCGACUUCUGUAUCUGUACAACAGCAACAGUCGUAUCCGACUUCUGUAUCUGUACAACAGCAACAGUCAUAUCCGACUUCUGUAUCUGUACAACAGCAACAGUCGUAUCCGACUUCUGAAUCUGUACAACAGCAACAGUCGUAUCCGACUUCUGUAUCUGUACAACAGCAACAGUCGUAUCCGACUUCUGUAUCUGUACAACAGCAACAGUCGUAUCCGGCCGUCGAAUCUGUACCACAGCAACAGUCAUAUCCCGCUACUACAACUGUAUUUCAGCAACAAUCAUAUCCAGCCACCUCCGAAGAUUUCCGAAUUUCCUCAUACCAACAACCUGCAGCUAGCGGUACAGCUGGUCCAUCGAAAACUUCUGAUACUGGAUCCGUACCGGAUUUAGCUUUGGAAUUGAGACCACCGCCGUACACCGCGCCCGCAUCGCCGGUCGAUUACCAACAAAAUGCGAACAUCCAGUCACCUCCGGCAUCCUCCUAUUCACCCGCCGACAGUAAUAAAAAUAAUAACUAUCCCGUUAACGAUUUCGGCUUGUCAUCGGCCCCCGCGGCUGGAACUUCCGGUCAAACCCAAGUAUUCAGCACCUCGAACAAUGGACCACUUCCCGGAAAUACCAAUGAUUUCCUUGCGGCACGUUCAAAUGCCAAACCUGAUCAGACCCACACAGAUGUCUAUUACACAGCCCCUGUUCCAGUUACGGAUGGUUCGAAUAGUGCACCAAGCAACGCUCCCAAUUACUAUUCCGUUCCCAGCAUAUCUUAUUCUUUAACCAGUACCGCGAACGGCGGGUUUGCCGGUUCAACCAGUGCACCACCAGCUGCCCCGAUUGGAACCGACCGUAGUGUGCCUGCAGCUAACCCUACGGGUGGCCAAAACCCAUCGUAUGUAGACACAAACUCAAUUCCAAGUGUGUCUUACACCAGCUCAAAUUCAAUUUCCGCAACCUCGUAUGGCGAAUCCAACUCAAUCAAAAGUAGUUCUUAUACCACACCCGGUACUCCGAUUGCCGUAAACCCAUUCAGUGACUACAAAUUCAGUACAGACAAUUUUUACGGUGACUCGAAUUCGAUUUCGCUUAACAGCAAACGUGAAUCAUCCACUGUCAACUCGUCCUAUAAACCUCCGUUACGUAUACAAUACCCAAAUGAUGCGGGAGAUUAUAAAACUAUACAGUAAAAACAUAUUUAGACAGACUGUGAUGAGUAUAACUUAACGAUAAACAUGUAUAUUUUUGUUUUUUAUAAUUUAAUAUAUUUUUAGUGCUGUUAAUUUAAGUUUUUGGAGGAUAUAAUACCUAUGUGCCUAUAUUUCUUUUCAUUAUUUAUAAAUUCUAAAAUAAUAAUGCCGAUCAUUAAUAUUGUAUUAUACCUGUUUAAUUAUGUUUGUAGUCAGAUGAAGAUGUGUAUACUUACUUUUUUUGUGGUAUAAAAAAUAUUUGUAUUAAAAAUUCAGUUUUGAUAUUUUUA
Rhopalosiphum padi (bird cherry-oat aphid) is the source of this 2808-nucleotide messenger RNA. RefSeq names its product streptococcal hemagglutinin-like. Lineage: Eukaryota; Metazoa; Arthropoda; Insecta; Hemiptera; Aphididae. The transcript is spliced from 2 exons. The record is from RefSeq and is a predicted model, not a curated record. Bases 131 to 2518 code for a protein of 795 amino acids.